Molecule: messenger RNA, 555 nt
Organism: Microthlaspi erraticum
Lineage: Eukaryota; Viridiplantae; Streptophyta; Magnoliopsida; Brassicales; Brassicaceae
Source: the annotation of a GenBank genome assembly
AUGGGCGAUAACGGCAAUCCGAACAUGGCUGCUCAGUUGCAGCAGCUUCAGCAGCAGAUCGAGCAGAUGCGGAAGGCUCAACAAGAUCGAGAACCGCAACCUCGUCCUGCUAUUGGAGACAAGGACAAUCCGCAUACCUUCUAUCAAAACCGGUCUGCGAUUGUCCCUCCAAACGUCCAGAGGCAAGACUUUGAGAUCAAGCUAGGCAUGAUCAAACUAGUCAAGGAUCACAUCUUCCAUGGACUUCCUGCUGAGAUCCCUGCGGACCAUAUCCAGAACUUUGAGGAGAUAUGCAGUACGACUGGUUCGAAUGGAGUACCGGCUGACUUUCUGAAGUGCAAGCUAUUCCCGUUCUCACUUGCCAACAAAGCAUCUCGCUGGCUGAAGUCAUUACCACCUGGUUCUCUGACUUCAUGGGACCAAGUUAGAGCAGCUUUCCUGGACCACUUCUACACGAAGUCCAAGAAGUGGAGGCUAUCAAUGCUUUCCUUGAUAUUGGGCUUCUCAAUGCCUAGCCAACCCUUUCCCAAGGUGAGGCUAUCAACCAAGGAAUGA